Molecule: messenger RNA, 2868 nt
Organism: Brassica oleracea var. oleracea
Lineage: Eukaryota; Viridiplantae; Streptophyta; Magnoliopsida; Brassicales; Brassicaceae
Product: filament-like plant protein 7
Exons: 6
Coding region: 244-2706 (820 amino acids)
Source: RefSeq, a predicted model, not a curated record
CUCUACAGUCUCUCUCUCCCCAUCUCUAGAGUUGUUUUGGAGUAAUCUUAAACUUUGCCAAACAGUCCCUUUUCUUCCUUAACCCUUCUCACCUGUCUCUAUAUUCUUCACUCUCUUGCUUCUUCCUUUGUCUUCUCUGUUGUUAGUUUCCUCGAGACGAUCGGAGCAGUGUUGUACUUCCCUUUAAGUUGAGGAUAUUGUAAAGGAUUCAAGAGUAGGUGUGUGGCUCGUGGGAGGUAAGAGAUGGAUCAUAAAGCAUGGCCUUGGAAGAAGAAAUCAAUGGAGAAAAUAGUUGUUGAAAGCAACGGAGAGAUUGAGAAGCUUCUUGCUGACAACAUAGAGCUGGAGAAUCGCCUUAAAAGUCUAAAUGAUAAGCUUACCUCUGUCGAAGCUGAGAGCAAUAAGCAUAAAACUGAGACACAAGAAGCAAUAGUUGGUUGGGAGAAUACAAAAUCUGAAUCAGCAUCUCUCAAGAAGAAGCUAGAAGAAGCGUUGAAUGAGAAACACGUGAGCGACGAGAGGUCCGCUCACACUGAUGCAGGUCUAAAAGAAUGUAUGCAGCAGCUUCGCUUUGUCCGGGACGAGCAGGAGCGAAGGAUGCACGAUGCUUUAACCAAAGCAUCACAGGAACACGAGCGAAGAUUGAUGGUUAUAAAGACGGAACUGGCAGACACUAGCAAGAACCUUGCAGAAGCAGAAGGGGUGAACACUCAGCUCUCCAAGGCUUUGUUAGCAAAGAACAAAACCGUUGAAGAUCUAAUCACAGAGAGAGAACGCAUCCGCGCUGAUAACAAUGCGUUGGUGAGCAGUUUAGAGUCAAAGGAGAAAGAAAACGUUACGCUGAGAUACGAAGUCAGAGUGGUGGAGAAAGAGCUCGAGCUUCGGAACGAAGAGAGAGAGUUUAGCCGUCGAACCGCUGAAGCAUCUCAUAAACUUCACUUGGAGAAUGUGAAGAAAGUUGCAAAGCUAGAACAAGAGUGUCAGAGGCUGCGUGUGCUCGUCAGGAAACGGUUGCCAGGACCCGCCGCUAUGUCCAAGAUGAGGAGUGAAGUAGAGAUGCUGGGAAGGGUAAGAGUCAAUGGAGGAAGCACUAACGGCGCAAUGAUCAGUAACCUCACUGAGCAGUUAUGCUUACUGGAGGAAGAGAACAAGACAUUGAGAGAUGCUUUGAACAAGAAAGUCAACGAGCUUCAGUUCUCAAGAAGUAUGUAUUCUCGGACAGCUUCUAGAUUACUAGAAUUCGAGGAAUCUUCUAAAGGAACAACAAACGCUGAGCCAAGCAGGAGCAGCAAUGUCUCACACGAAGUCUCUCUAGCAUCGUUAUCAGAGUUUGAGAGUGAUGAUAAAGUUAGCUGUUCUGAUUCUUGGGCUUCUGCUUUGCUUUCAGAGGUGGAGAAUGUGAAGAACAAGAAGCAAAGGGGUUCGAGUUUGGUUAGAACUCCUAAAGCUUCAGAGAUGAAACUAAUGGAUGACUUUGCUGAAAUGGAGAAGCUUGCAAUGGUUACAGUACCUGGAAGUUCUCCUAUCUUCUCUUCUGAUUCCAUUUCAGCUACUGGUCCGGUGGAGAACGAAUCUAAUGAAGAUAUCAAGUCAGAUUCAACGAGCAAGCUACCGCAAUCUCUUCAUACUGUCUUGAAAGCGAUCAUGGAACAUAAGCGUGUUACGCAGAGGAACACUGAUGAAGUACUUGAAGAGAUCAGACAAGCUCUAUCAGGUGUGGAGGGUGCACCAGAGACAGAGUGUGAGAUCAGCAAAUCAAUUCGAAGAAUUGUUGAAGUUAUCGAAGGAAUGAGCUUAAAAGAUGAGAGGCAUGUCUCAAAGGGAGAAUCAGAAAGGCUUUCUGGCUACACUGCUCGUGUCUUGCAAUGGAAAACUACAGAGCUGAGUAUUGUAUUGCAGCGGUUUCUCCAGACUUGUUAUGAUCUAAUAGACAGAAAAGCAGACAUUAAGAAGUUUGCGGAAGAGUUAAGCUCUGUAGUGGAAUGGAUGGUGAACCAUUGUUUCUCUCUACAAGAUGUUUCAAGCAUGAGAGAAGAGAUCAAGAAGCAGUUUGAAUGGGACGAGUCACGGAGUGGAAGUGAAGUUGAUAUUGGACUACUUGGUCUGAUCUCGGAAGCAGAUGAACUUAAGAAGACAGAUGAUCCGUUGAUUGAAGAAGAGGCAAAGGACAAGACAGCAAGUGUUUCAGCGAACGAGCUCAAGCUGGAGGAAAAACAAACCAUGCGAACUGAACUGGAGAUCACUGCUGCUUCUGAGAAGUUAGCAGAGUGUCAAGAGACGAUUCUAAAUCUCGGGAAGCAGCUUAAAGCAUUGACUAACUCAAAAGAAACAUCUUUACUUCCAGACAACCUCACACCUGACCUUGCUACUGAGACAAAGCCAGAGAAGAGAUUGACCACUCAAAGAUCAUCUCUUCUGGAUCAGAUGAAGGCAGAGGAUCAGGACAAUGGAGAAUCCAAGGAGGAGGAGAAGAAACCUCAAGCAGUAGAUAAAAUGGGAAAGGGAGGCAGUUCUGUUUACAACGAAACCAUUGAAGCAUUGGAACAGAUUCUUCUCUCAGACAAGAAAAGCAAAGGCUCUGAAUCAAAUUGCUUCGCCGUUGUCCCUCAGAAAAAGAGCAGCGGAGGUAAGAGCCUGUGGAGAAAGCUGUUGGGGAGGAAAAAGAAAAGUAAGACCAUCAAGCUUCCUAAUCCAUUUGCCACCUAAGAAGAUGUUAUAAUAAUGUCAUCUAAUCCAUUUGAUCAUAUGUUUCUUUUUUUGUUCCUCGUAUUAUGCAAACUAAACUGUCAUUUUCAUAGAAUUUUUGGCAGCAUAUGUAUAAAAGAUACAAUUAAGUAAUCUUUUGAUCCAAUGUAUCUAUCUUUGGCA